Messenger RNA from Haliotis rufescens (red abalone), 3774 nucleotides. Its product is annotated as SH2 domain-containing protein 4A-like. The record is from RefSeq and is a predicted model, not a curated record. The transcript is spliced from 11 exons. Bases 152 to 1516 code for a protein of 454 amino acids. Lineage: Eukaryota; Metazoa; Mollusca; Gastropoda; Lepetellida; Haliotidae. Gene Ontology annotation, cellular component: cytoplasm.
AAUUUUACUUCUUGGUCGGUGUGACCCGGGUGAGCCCCGAUUUUAAUGAACUUCCGGGUUGUGAGUUCACUACCGGCAUAUAGUGUCUGUUUAAUCAUUUGACAGGUGGAAAUCAUUUCAAGAAGACCUUUGUCAAGGAUAGAAAACAAGAAUGCUGCAGCAAAUACUGAGGGAUAUGUACAUCGAGCCAGAGCUGCUGGCUGAACUCUCUGAAGACCAGAAACAAUAUCUGUUUGUCAAGAUGCGGGAGGAACAAGUACGAAGAUGGAAAGAAAAAGUAAAAGAGUUUGAGGAAAGAGAAAACAAUCAGCCUACAAAGCCAUCAAAGCCAGGUAGAAAAAAGGUGGAGUUUUUGCAGGGUCAAGAUGGACAAGAAUGGGUAUGGGUAAUGGGAGAUCAUGCAAAUGAUAAACCUAUACAGCAAUUACUGGAUGAAGAAGCUCAAGUCAAGGCUUUACAACAGGCUGAGAAGGAGGCACAGGAAAUGAGAAAGAAAGAAGAAGAGAACUGGAAGAGGCAGCUUGAAGAUGAAAAGAAGAAGUUGGAGAAACAGAAAGAAGAAACAGAGUUACUGAUACGACGCAAACAACAAGAAGCAGAACUAUAUCAAAGUUUAAAAGAAUCACAACAACUGGCCCAGAAACUACAAGAUGAGAAGAAGUUGCAAGAGAUAAAAAAGUUGGAAGAAUUAAAGGCUGUGACUGAACGAGAGAGGCGAAAGUCUGUAGAGAAAUAUGACAAUAUGCGUCACAGACGAAGCAGUGAGAUCUAUAUUCGAUGGAAGGAGAUGAGGAAUGCGCUGGAGAGAACAGCCGAAGAAAGCAGUCAGGAGGUGGAGGCCAGUUGGCAGAAACAAGAAAAAAAAUCAAAAGAGGCUGAACAAAAGAUGCGUGAAUUAGCCCGCAAGGCUCGUGAAGAAUAUAAAGAAUCAAUGAAGAGGACAAAUCAACUCAUACAGGCAGCAAGAGCAUUUUCUGAUAGAGGCAAAGCAGGCAGUCACACUGAAAGACCACCUGUGCCUCCAAAAAAGCACCUAACAAACAGGUCGUCUAUAAAGAGGUGGACAAACCGACCGUCUCGGCCACCUGGUCGUGCAGCAGUCGUUGCCUGGUUCCAGCUGGAGGAGAGGCCUCGCGGUGCAGGUCUUGACAGAGACAACAAGAUAGCAACAUGGUUCCAUGGGAUAAUAACAAGGUUAGACUGUGAGAGGCAGCUGAGGGACAGGCCUAUAGGCAGCUUCCUUGUGCGUGUUAGUGAGCGGGUUUGGGGUUACACCAUUUCCUAUCGAGGUGAAGACCGUGUGAAACACUUCCUGGUGGACACCACCGAUGGAGGCUACCAGUUCUUGGGGGCAAGCCAGAUCCAACAUUCAUCACUUGCAGAUCUCAUAGGUUUCCACAGGGACAAUGCAAUAACAAUAUCAGGUGGGGAGAAGUUGCUGUACGAGUGUGGCCAGACAGUGGAACCUCCAGACUACAGUGAGCUGCUUCUACUUUCCGAGUCCACGUCAUUAUGAGACUGACUGCUUCUGUCAACACACCACUGGUUAGCAGCUGUCUUGCUGCAUUUGUUCAUCUCAGCAUUCUACCUGCAAUAUUCCACAAGAUAUUUGUAAGAUAUCAGCCAUAUGUUAAGUGAGCAGCUUGAUCUCUAUAUUGUAUAUGGACAGGUCCAACUAUAGACAUUGCUGUAUUGUGUAUCUAAUCAAGACUGUAACUUGAUUACAUGGAAAAACCCGGCCUUCUGUGUUUCUUUCACAAGCAUGUUACCUUGGCUUGGUGCUACACUGCAAAGUUCCAGCAGGACUCAAGGACGUUCAUGUGAGACAAAAUAGGAACACUGGGCAUCAUGUGAGACAAAUGGGAUCACUUAUGACAAGUUAUGAGAGACAAAGAUGUGAGCACUAACCAUCAUGUGAGACAUAUAUGUGAAAAUUGAUCAUCAUGUAAGACAAAUGUGAGCACUCUUAUGUGAUACAUAAAUAGAGGUCAUUUCACGUGUUGAAUGAAAUAGCAAGUGACGGGAAAGGAGAUAUUUCAUGAGUUGCAUAGCCACGAGUGAAAAUAUCCCCUUUCCCCCCUGUCACGAGAUGAGAGAAACAUGCUAUUUCACGAGACACAAGGAAUAUUCUAUUUAUUAUAUACUUUUUGUGUAGUUGUCUACAGGAAAAUUAAAUUAUUUAAUUUCAUAUGUAAAACCUUGAAACAUAAAUUCUCCGUACCUAACACAGAGACAUUUCACCACCCCUUGUAUUUGCUACUUAAGAGGGAGUUCCAUGUUUGCAAAAUCUUUAAAAAUAUAAACAAAAGUAACAAAAAGUAUUUAGGGUCACAAAAAUUCUUUGUCAUACAUUUAGAUAUGAUUAUAUACAAAAUCAACUUCAACAAUAAAUAAUCUUGAAAUCUAAGAGACCACUGUUGGAAGCAAAAGAAUACAAGCUGGUCAAGCUUAAAAAGGGCACUUUGCGAAAUAAACGGUCAACUUCAGAAAACCCAAUCUUUCACACUGAAGUAUAUAAUAAAUGUUUACACUGAGUAUCAUGUGAGACAUAAAUGUUUGCACAGUGUCUUAUGUGAGACAUCAAAGUGAACACUGAGCAGUAUGUGUGACAUAAACAUGAGCACACAUGCAUUUUUCGUGUUUAUGUAUUUUUAGUUCACCUGACUGGAAGUCAAGUGACUUUAUGUUGUGGCACGUAGUCCACCAUCCCUGGUCCAUCCAUCUAGUUGUCUGUAAGUAAUGAACUUUUACAUUUUCAAUUACAACUAAAACUACAAGGCGUAUAUAGGUGUAAGUUUGUAUAAUUGAUAGCUGGGAUCAUUCAUGCAAAGUUAUAGCUUCAUAAGCUUCAUCGUUGUAAUUGUGACCCACCUGUAGAAAAGGCACCUUAUGGGUGUUUGGAUACAAUUGUAUCUUGACGUCAACUCACUUCAGUGAAGAUCGCCAUGUGUGAUGUCAUGUAUCUCUGCAAUAAAUAUGAAUUGAAGCUUGUGAAUUGUAUUUUUGUGUUCCGAAGAUGCUGUAGUUUUAAAAUAUAAUGAAAAGUUAAAAUGUGAUUUUUCACCGAUAGGGUCCCUUAUCUUUUGGUUGAUCACAAUUGUUCUGGAAAGUGUACUGGUUAAUGACAUUUAAACCCCAUUAUUGGAGGCAUGUGUGACUUUGUUUUGUCUAUUUUGAUUUUUGACCAAACUUUGCACCCUGCCUUCACAUACCCUCAAGUGUGACUGCAUUGUGACAUUUCCUCUGGAACCUUUGGGCUUAUGAAAUAUCAUGAAUGUGAUCACAGCAAUGAUGUCUCGUAAUAUGGCAGUCAUAUUGAAAAUUUAAAUUUUGCCCAUAGCUCAUCCAUUUCUGUAUGUAGGGUUAUUUUUAAAGUAAUUAUGUGAUAUGAGAAUAUGUUGUGUGUAGUGGUAUUUGUCUCAACUUUUGACCUUAUCUACUGUUGUGUGGUAGUCAGGAUGGACAUGUCAGUUUGUCAUAGCCAGUUAUGAGUAAGAAUUUUGUUGCUUAUCACUCUUUACCCUUGUAUAACCGGUCUUAUCUGAUAUAUUAUUCAGAAACAUUCAGGUGAGUUACAGAGCCUCGUGGCUGUAUUUAACAUAAUAAUCUAUACAUACUUUCUUUACCGCUUCCGUUUUUUUUCAUUAUGUACUCCAUGGUGCCUCUGAUUGUGAUACAAUAUACCAAAAACAGAAGUGUAAGUUGGAGCUGCUUGAAUCUGCUUAUGCAUGUGUUCACUGUACAUUUUCUGCAAUAAACUCAUAAUCAAGACAA